AUGGGAGAGGGUUCCGGUCCCAGUGGGAGGAGACCGGGGAGAGAUGAGGCUCUGCUGCAGGAGCUGGAGGAAAUGAGCAAAAACUCCUCCAUUUCAUUUCAUGGAAACAAGAAGAACAUUUUCCAGGAAGACGUUCCUUCGGAUGACAAGAAGCUGCUGAAAUGGGCCACGCAGAGGUUUGGAGGCGUGACAUCAUUCACCACCGUCAAGAACCUGAGAGACCUCCACGCGGCGGGAGUCGGGACUAAAGCCGGUUUCCCGGACUGUGUUCUUGGAAACGAAGAUUCUGCAGAAAAACACUUUUUAACGAUCGGCCGAGUAACUGCUUCUUUUAAAUCCUGUUUUCCUACGACUCGGAACGACAACGAUGAACUUCAUAUUGUCAAUGUCCCAGAGAGAUCCACCGUCCGUAACGUCCUGCUGCACAUGGACCUGGAGAAGUCCAGCAUCUUCCUCCGAGGUCCUCAAGGAACCAACUGGACCGUUCUGAACCUGCAAAACACCAAACUAUCAUCGAACAACGAGAUCCUGAUCCGACACCAUUCCCUCGUUCACCGCCUGCCCCCGGCGUUCCCUCUGGACAGCGACGAGCCCGAGGUGGUCCAGAGAAAAGCCCUGGACUAUUUCAGAACCUCCAGUUUCACCAGUUACACCGAAAUCACCACCGACGGAUCCGCGCUGGUGCUGAGGCUGCCGAAGAAGGCCGUCAACAUCGUUUCAGAAACAGCCGUCCCGGUGACCACCAGCGCCCCCCAGAGGAUGCCGCUGACGAUGCUGCUCUAUAACUCUCGAGACUUCAGUUCUCCUCUGGACCCCAACGCCAAGGUCCAGAGCAACAGACGCAUCUAUGCAGAGAUCAGCGGCCGCGCCCUGGGGGACAUCACGCUGACCAUAAAGGUGACCCAGUGCUUCCUGCGCUCCAAAGGCUCGUGUCCCGUGGUGAAGGAGCUGCCGUUCCUCCCCGAGUCCUGCCACAGCACGUCCUGCUCUAACACCACCCGCCUCAGCUUCUCCCUGGACCAGCUGCAGGAACUCACCUCCACCACCUGGGACCUGGAGUGCUCCGUCAAGAUCUGCUACAGCGAGAAAUGUGGAGAUGGGGAGCGGGUGAAGCGGUCCCUGGAGGUCACUCAGCCGUGUCUACAGCCACAGAACCAGAUCCUCUUCAGUUCUGACAGCGUCCUGGUGCCGGCGCGGUGGAGACUGCGGCGUGCGCGUUCAGAGACUCUGUUGGCGGUGUCUGUGCUUCAGACUCGCACCGGAGCCUGGAGCGCGGCCAAGAGACAGCGCUCCUGUGGUGAAGGAAGGACCCAAACUGCAGGAACGCCAAAAUAA
Knipowitschia caucasica is the source of this 1335-nucleotide messenger RNA. NCBI's taxonomy places the organism in Eukaryota, Metazoa, Chordata, Actinopteri, Gobiiformes, Gobiidae. The record is from the annotation of a GenBank genome assembly.